AUGUACUCAUCUGAGACCAAAGACCUCCGUGCCUACGCAGAGGGAUGGGAUGCACCAGAAUUCGGCGAGGAUGACCAGUGGAAGAAAGCCACUCCAGUUACCAGCCCAAGAGGCAAGCUGAAGUCACAGAAGACCUUCGAGCUAGGCACUGCCGCCUUCGACACGGGUCAGAACAUGACCACAACGGUCAAGCUUCAGGUUCGAGGACCUGCUGGCGCGGAGGUCCUCAUCCGAUUUCCAAAGACGAUUGAUAACGAAGGCAGAGUGUUGAUGCCAAAUCCGAUCUUCCAGCAAUUCGAAACGGGUGUGUUCUGCAAGUAUACUCUUCCUGGCAACGGCAUCUUGACCUGGGAACCCGACUUCUGCGUCACGAGCGCGCAGUACACCCAAGUCGAAAGCGUCGCGCUCGAGUCCAAGAACCCUAACCACCUCCGCGUCGUCGUGUCCCUCGAUAGCCGCCCCAUCUCAUCAGCGGCCCGUCGCCUUGGCUGCAUCACGACCGACAAGGACGACGAAAACCAACCCAUCAAUGUGUGCUACUGCGCGUUUAUUCCGAGCUUCUUCAGCUACCACACCGACUGUCCGCAAAUCGAAGAGUUCGGCUGGCCAGAGGCCACCCACCUACUCGCCCCUGCUACCCAAUACAUCAGGCAUGAGGAGACGCUCUACACCGAGACACCAAAUGAUAUUGUCGAAGCCUGA
Messenger RNA from Ascochyta rabiei, 702 nucleotides. RefSeq lists its product as uncharacterized. The transcript is spliced from 2 exons. Bases 1 to 702 code for a protein of 233 amino acids. The record is from RefSeq and is a predicted model, not a curated record. NCBI's taxonomy places the organism in Eukaryota, Fungi, Ascomycota, Dothideomycetes, Pleosporales, Didymellaceae.